This is a messenger RNA of Lactuca saligna, 258 nucleotides long. The record is from the annotation of a GenBank genome assembly. NCBI's taxonomy places the organism in Eukaryota, Viridiplantae, Streptophyta, Magnoliopsida, Asterales, Asteraceae.
AUGCAGGACAGAAGUGAACCUCAACAACAUGAAGAGGUUAAAAUGACUCCAAUUGAGAUGGAUACUACUCAAAAUGAUAUGCAAGAUACUUCUAAUGAUGUUGAAUCCAGUAAUGUAGAAGAUUUUAGAGGUUGUUCCUAUUAUCCAUGUUCAGCAGAGAAGGGUUUGACCAAUUUUAGAGAUUUUGAAGAGGAUAAGGAGAAUAAAGUCAGAGAGAAUCUUGAAGCUGAAAUUAGGAAAGGGAAUUGGUGGUGUUGA